GAGGGUUUGGGAGUUGGUGCAACAGAUUCAACAAGCUCACAGGUUCGUGAACACAUCGGAUGCAUCGAACAGUGUGGCAAAGUCCAGCCACGCUUCCUUAAUUAUCGGAGACUUCAAUUCUAAGGUUGGCUGUGUCAUUGCUGUUUGUGUGUCUUACAUGUUCACAACGUUUUACCUCAUGAGCAUUUGCCUCACUCCGCUUGAUGUCCCACCAGUCCGGAUGCACCCCUGCUAGCUUUCGUCACCUACCCUCGGCCUCAAGUUAGUACUGAUGCCCUCAGCCUUCUGGCCACCUUUCGCUCAUUCCUGCAUGUCUUGAAGUUUUGCUCAGGAGAGUGUAGGAGUGGUUUAGGAGAUGGAAACCCAAAGUUGGACUUUUGCUGCGUCGCGUGGGUGUCGACAGCCGGUCGCGGCUUUUGAAUGCUUUCCGCCAAAUUCAAUUCCCCAAAGACCCAAGCACCAAGGGUUUUCAGCCCUGAAUGGAUGCAUUGGCAGCGGGCUGGUGUUAGGACUGACUAGCCUCACCAAGUUGAACAGCAUAGCAACAUCACGCCGACACUCCGGCAAUCAGUGUGUGCGUGGUUUACGCACAUGUCAUCACGGGCUGAAGGAGGAGUGUUCCACAGACAUGCUUCAUAGGCCUUUGGAGGGACUAUCUCGUUUGGCUCUUUUGUCUUGGUCAUUGAAUAUCUUCGAGGUAGCGAACAAGGACUUUUUCAAAGGAAGACUUGAAGCAGCCAACAUCACAAUAGAUGAAACCUGGCAUUCUCGUGGUGGUGCUGGUGGGGCGCAUGUGAGCACAAACCGUAUUGUCUUGGACCCGUCUGUUCACACAUGCUGCGGAGACCUUUGUGGAACUCUGCUUCACGAAAUGCUCCACCUCCAAGUAGGCGAGGAUGAUGGAGAAGAGCAUGGUCCUAGGUUCUUGAAGGCAUGCUUGGAGCUAAACAAUGACUUGCUCGCCUCUGGCACUGGGUUGUUUUGUCGCUUGGGUGAAUUUGAUACAGCGUUGGACCAGCGCUUGCUUCUUGAAGCCGGGGUACCUCAAGCCGUGUCCGCUGCCCUGCUCAAGGGCCUUCGAGAAUCUGGUGAAACGUGGGAUUCUGGCCUCCUUGCCAGUGAUCUUUUUACAUUGUACCACAACUCAGGCUCAACACAUAUCAUCAAGGAGGAUAUUUUGUACCUUGCAGCGAGACUGAGAUGCUUGUCCAUUGCAAACUCUUGCCAGAUAGCUCUGAAAACAGGCUACACAAGCUGGUCAUUGAAAAGCCGUACCAUCGCGCGGCACUUUGCGGUGGCCCAAGGCAGAGACUAUCAUUGCUACUCAGACUACAAUGCUCUCUGGUCUGUGUGACAACUGCAAACGCCUGGGUUAGCAGACUUGGCACCACCAUCCCUGUCACAACAAGGCUCACGAACGUGCAGAGGACAAGUUUGUGGCGGACGCGGAUACGUCACAUCCUUCACGCACAGAACCUGGCCUCUUGGGCAUUUCCAGGUGACUGAGCUGUGAGACAAAGUGAGGCCGCUCCGCUUGCGCGACUUUGCCUGACUUGUCUUGGCACUUGACUUGCAAGGCAGCCUUUGUAUUCAAUGUUUUGAUUCUGAAUCUCAGAAUAUCAUACUUGCUGCGGCAAUUGCAUACCUAUGUCGAUGAGAGAUUGAAAAGAUAUGCUUGCAGCUUGCAGCUUGCAGCUUUCUUGGUUUGCAGUAUCCGGACAUCGUGGAUGCGGGAACGUUUGGGGAAGGUAGGAGUUCAAAUCUGCUAACCAAACUGCACCUGCAGCUCUAUAGCUCGAAGCCAGUAAGAGAAGGGAAGAGCUCAAGAGCAAAAGCAAUGUCGCAGGUCCAAGCCCCACCUGGAUUGGAGGCAAGCUGCCGCCAAGCACUUUGUUCUGCUCAAGGCCACGACCUUGCCGAGGAUCUCAAAGCUGCAUUGAUCAAGCAGGUCACAGAGGCGUGCAAAGAGCACGUGAACCAAAAAACUCAAGAAGCGGUGGAGACUCUUUGGAAGCGGGGGCAGAAAGCAAUCCUGACUAUGCAGCAGCAGCAUUCUGAUACCACUGAGCAACUGAGGAGCCAGCUAGCAGCCUGCGCUGAGUCUCAUCGAAACCUUGAGCGUGAAACUGUUAUUUUGCGUGCCAAUCUGGAGGCAAUGAUGAAGCAUUUGACCAUUCUGUUCGGAGUUCCGCAUUGCGAACCCACCUUGGACCUAUGGCAAUUUGAAGAGAAGGAUGAGACAGAACAUGAGGAGUUUGAAGACCUGGAAGAGCCAGCUCGUGUGCCUGUUCCUGCUAACUGUGUGGAACAUGCUGAGGCUUCCAUUGCGGGCUCUGGAGGAACCGGCUCUGAAUCUGCUCCAUCGCCCACUGCAGCUGGACACACUCCACCUGAGGCCACUACAUUCUCGUUGAUGCUUCGAAGAGCGGACAAUGUCCCCGUUGGACUUCAUGUUCAAGGUGAUGACGGCCUUCUUGUGGAAAGGAUAUUGCCAGGAGGUGCAAUCGAAGCCUGGAACAAGCAAUGCCCUGGAGAAGUGCGAGAAAUCCGUGUUGGAGAUAGAAUCAUCAUGAUCAAUGGGCAGGAGGAGCUGGAAGCCAUGCGGCAUCAAUGCCUCACAAAGCUCCUUCUGAAGGUACAGCGAAUGGCAAUGUGAUACAUCUGCGGGGCUCUAUGUUUCACUCGCUGGCGCCUCGAGGGAUUGCACUGCUUAAACUUCUGGAAUUGUCUAGGUCUAGGCAAUUCAGCAAAACGCAAUGAAAUACAUGAUACAUGCGAAAGCCAGGUUCAGUGUUCUGGCACCGGUGGCCUGCUCGCCAGGUCUCCACUGAAAGUGGGAAAAGAAGCUUCUUUGACCAAAAUAGUGCAGUUGAAAUUAGUGUCAAGCCAGACAUUUCAAGCAACGA
Messenger RNA from Durusdinium trenchii, 2906 nucleotides. Lineage: Eukaryota; Dinophyceae; Suessiales; Symbiodiniaceae. The record is from the annotation of a GenBank genome assembly.